Molecule: messenger RNA, 915 nt
Organism: Thyridium curvatum
Lineage: Eukaryota; Fungi; Ascomycota; Sordariomycetes; Thyridiales; Thyridiaceae
Exons: 1
Coding region: 1-915 (304 amino acids)
Source: RefSeq, a predicted model, not a curated record
AUGUUUUCCCCAAACAUCCACACACGCACACCCAAGCACCACUCAACUCAACUCAACUCGACUCAACUCAACUCACAGCUUCGACUCAGCAACGACAUUCAGCUCGCCCCUCUGCCACAUCGCGCCGCCGUCGAUCGCCAGCGUCGCGGCGUUGACGUGCGCGCCCGCCCGGCUGCACAGGUACACCACCGCGCCGGCGAUGUCCUCGGGCCGCCCGAGCCGGCCCAUCGGGUUCCGCCGCCCCAGCUCCUCGGCCCCGCCCCCGAUCUCCAGCAGGCCGUCGGCCAUCUUGCUCGGGAAGAAGCCCGGCGCGAUGCUGUUGACGCUGAUGCCCCGGGGCCCGAGCUCGAGCGCCAGGUUGCGGCCCAGGUGCAGCGCGGCCGCCUUGCUCGCGCUGUACCCGUACGUGCCGUUGCUGCCGAGCGUGCCGACGCCGAGCCCGGCCACGCUCGCCGUGAUGAUGACCCGCGCCGGGUCCGCCAGCCGCUCCUCCCUGCCGCUCCUGGCGGCGACGGCCUUUUCCAGCAGCGGCGCGAAGAGCCGCACCGUGUUGAACACGGCGCGCACGUUGAGGUCGAGCACCUUGGCGAUGGCGGCGUCCGGGUGCGUGUCGAACUUCUCGCCCCACGUGGCGCCCGCGUUGGCGAGCAGGAUGUCGACGCGGUCCGUGUGCGCCGCCACCUGGUCGACGAGGCGCUGCACGCCCUCGACCGUCGCCGAGUCGGCCGGCACCGAGAUGGCGCGGGCCCCGGGCGCCAGGUUGGGCAGGGCGUUGAGCGUGGCGACGGCCUGCUCGCAGGCCUUGGCCUUGCGGGACGAGAUGAAGACCUUGGACGCGCCGGCCUGGAGGAUGCUACAUGCGUGCGAGCGCGAGAAGUUAGUGAAAUGGAGGCAGAAGAGAUCGGACACUUCUAA